UUGGGCACGUUUUUUUUUUGCUGUUUCAAUUUCAAUUGUGGAAAUCGUAGAAAAAUCGCCAAAACGUACUAAACCAACCGGUCAGAGCAGCGCCAGAGCGAGCGAGCGAGACAGGAAGCGAAAGACAGAGGGAGAGAGGUAGAGACGGCUCGCCGAUAGAACUAGCUGGAGCAAAAGGACUAGACUCACAGACCCGAUAAAGCCCUGGGAUCAGGCGCAAUAUUUAUUAAACAAAGCCAGAAAUUAAUUUCACGACUUUCGUCGGACGACGACGACGACGACGAGCUGCAUCUGAGUUUCAUCUGGUUAAAGCGUGCGCAACGCCCUGCAUGCCGCAGCCGGCUUCCUUAGGCGCAGCUUGAACUUGCACUCAGUUUGAGCGGGCCACAGAGAUAGAGAGAGAGAAAGAGAGACAGACAGAGCAAGAGAGCGAGCGAGGUAGAGGGAGAGCAGCAGUUCGGUGACUGCACCAGCAAAAUGUACGACAUCAAGCGCCUGGAAGCCGGACAACAGCAGCUACAACAACAAAUACAGCAACCCCAACAACAACCACAACAGCUACAACAACCAACACUUGGACAUACUCUAAACGAUCGCCUGAACGGCUCUGCGCCGCUUCAGCUCACCUGCAGCGUUAUAACGCCCACGCCGCUCGCUGCAACGACGCCGAAGAGCCACUGCAGCAGCAGCUGCAGCAGCCACAGCAGCAGCCCCAUUGAAGCCACACACAUGACGCUGUUGACGCUGCGUCGUCGCCGGGCGUUCCAGCGUCGCGCCUGCCUGCUCAGCAUACUGGCCGCCUUUGUCUUUGGCAUGGCGCUGGGCGUCAUCGUGCCCAUGCUCGGACUGCCCGACUACUUUGCCAACGACAGCAGCGGGAGCGAGAGCAGCGGCAGCGGGAGCAGCGUUGAGUCAGCGGCUGCCACACUUAAGCUCAGCGAGGAGCCGUCCGGCAGCAACUACGAGCGACCGCCGCUGCCGUACAGCGUGUCCUUUAUACGCGAGGAGGCCGAGCACCUGGCCAAUGUGGAGCUGAGCGCGGAGCAGGUCUUUCGCAAUGCCUUCCAUCUGGAGCAGGACAAGAAUGCGCCCGACUCGAUGAUAGUCAAGAAACUGGAUACCAACGAUGGCAGCAUCAAGGAGUUCCAUGUGCAGCGCACCGCCAACGGACGCUAUCGCAAGGGACCCGAGCGUCGCCUGACCAAGACCCAGCCGCAGCCGGAGCGCAGCAAAUCGCAAGCCAAGUCCCAGCAGCCGCAGCAGCCACAGGGCACGGCGGGCAUCAUUGAGUCGGACAUCUACUGGGGCGAGAUGGUGGAGCGUGCGCUGCCACAGGGCUUUGCUGCCGCGGAUCAGCAGAGCUGGGAGCGCUAUGUGGCCGGCCAGGGUCAGGUGGUGCGCCUGGAGCAUGGCUGCGGCCGCAUGCAGAAUCGCCUGGUCGUGUUCGCCGAUGGGACGCGGGCCUGUGCACGCUACCGCCAGAACACGGAUCAGAUACAGGGCGAGAUAUUUAGCUACUAUCUGGGCCAAUUGCUGAACAUUAGCAAUCUGGCGCCCAGUGCAGCGACAGUCAUUGACACCACGACGCCAAGCUGGUCAACGGCAUUGGGCGACAUCACCCAGGCCCAGUGGAAGGAGCACAGGCCGGUGGUGUUAACGCGUUGGCUGGCCGAUCUGGAGCCAGCCGGCAUACCGCAACCGUUUCAGCCACUGGAGCGGCAUCUCAACAAGUACGAUGUCUGGAAUAUAACACAGCAAAUGCAGCGGGAGACGGCAGAUGAUGGUACGAUUGAGUCGCGCGGAUUACUCAAGCGGCUGGAGGCUGCCAGCGGCCAAACGGGCGCUCAUCAAUCACGCACGCUUGAGGAGAACGCCACAGAGUUGUCCUCAGCUGCCGCAGUCGCAGCCGCAGCCGCAGCCGCAUCCUCGACAGCGUCAACGUCGUCGUCGUCGACGCUGCUGCAGCGACUAAUUGAAUUGGCACAAUGGUCCGAUUUAAUCGUCUUCGAUUACCUGAUCGCGAACCUCGAUCGUGUCGUUAAUAACUUGUACAACUUUCAAUGGAAUGCCGACAUUAUGGCUGCGCCGGCUCACAAUCUGGCACGGCAGAGCGAUACGCAGCUGCUCGUGUUUCUGGACAACGAAUCGGGCCUACUCCAUGGCUAUCGGCUGCUCAAGAAGUAUGAGGCCUAUCACAGUCUGCUAUUGGACAAUCUGUGCAUCUUUCGACGACCCACCAUUAAGGCGCUGCAGCGUUUGCGUGUGGAGGGCGCGGGUCGCCAACUGCGCGAUCUUUUCGAGCGCACAACCAGCCCGAAUGUGCGUGAUGUGCUGCCCUCUCUGCCGGAUAAAUCAAUCAAGAUUCUGGCGGAACGCAUCGAUCGCGUGCUGGCCCAGGUACACAAGUGCAGGGACAGCAACAAGAGCAGCUAAUGAAACGAACGAUAACGAAU
Molecule: messenger RNA, 2453 nt
Organism: Drosophila novamexicana
Lineage: Eukaryota; Metazoa; Arthropoda; Insecta; Diptera; Drosophilidae
Gene: fj
Product: extracellular serine/threonine protein kinase four-jointed
Exons: 1
Coding region: 478-2433 (651 amino acids)
Biological process (GO): cell-cell signaling
Source: RefSeq, a predicted model, not a curated record